GUACAAAAGCAUUCAGCAUCCAUCAUGAUUUGGGGCGUGCCUCGGAAUCGGUACAUACUGCCGCCAUGAUUCCCCUACUGCAGGCCAUCUCAUUGCUAUCUGCCUGCGCAACACUAACAACGGCACAAGACAACCUCGGCUUGGGCAACGGAAGCAUCGGAUUCCGAUUCGGAAACAUACAAGGUGAAAUCGUCAAAGCCUCACAGACACUUGCGUCGCUCAACUCCACCACGUCUGACUUCGACUUCUUGCCAUUUGAUCUUCUUCCCAGGUUAGCCGCGAAUGGCGUUCAUCAUAUUGGGGAUGUCACUUUCCGAUAUCGCGAGUCCAGCGCUGCACAAUGGAUAAGCGUAGACUCUGCGACAUCGAGAAAGCCAGUUAUUCCAGUCAACAUCUCAGCCUUGGACGUACUCAGCGCAGCGGAUUUAAAAGCCUCGCUUCCGGCCGACCUACCCCUCAAAGUGACCAGAGAAUGGCUGCAGAUCAAGGGAAGCAUCAGUAGUCUCGGAUUGCGCUUCAACAUCACCAACACUGCGGGCUCGGAAAUCGAACUCGGUAGCUUAGGCCUUCCCAUCAGUAUCAACAACAUUUUCACCGGACGUACUGCAGAGAAGACGCAAGAGCUCUGCUCCCUAGCAGAUCCUUACAUUGGACUGGAUGCGGGUUACGUCCGCGUGUCGCAUCUACUAGGAGCCGGCAAUGCCCUCGUGAUUACCCCGCUUGGCGCGACCAGAUUCGAGGCAUGGAGGUUUCUGAAAGAGGCGCAAGGGAAUUUUGGAUACCAGUCGCAAACAUUCGAGGGGAACUAUGAAUGGCAGAUCCAUAGUUCGGCCUAUGCGGAGAAGGAGUGGCGUGGGAGCGAACCAUGGAACACACCAACGUCCAAGGUCUUGAGUGUCGGGGAGACAUACUCCAUCGGUCUGCAAUUCUCGGUUGCAGAGAAUUUACAGGGCAUCGAGGAGACUGUCUCGCAGACAGGGACACCGCUGGCCGUUGGUGUUCCGGGGUACGUGGUGCCCGCUGAUUCAUCUGCGAGGCUCUACCUCAAUCACUCGUCGGCCGUUCAGAGUUUGGAUACGGGCGGCGCAUUCACUGUCACAGUCCCUUCAGCAUCUCGGGACUUCUACCAGCUGUCUCCCGUUGCGUCUACUUGGGGUCGAGCUCGUGUGACGAUCACAUACGAAGAUGGAAAGACGCAGACCGUACAUUACUACAUUACAAAGUCCGCACCAGCUGCUCUCAGCGAUCUGGGAAACUUCUUCACGACCUCCGCAUACUAUACAGAGACUUCCGAUCCCUUUGCGCGCGCACCUUCUGUCAUGGGAUACGACCGCGAAACUAAUAAAAUCGUCGAUCAAGACCCCCGCGUGUGGAUCGCUGGUUUGAGCGAUGAAGGUGGGACAGGUGCUUAUCUUGCGACUGCUAUGAAGCAGUUCGCCCAGCCAAACUCUGAUGAACUUUCCAAAAUCGACGAUUUCGUACACGACACUCUAGUAGGUACGCUCCAACGCGAUGAAUCUUUCGGUGUCUCCGCCAGCGCUUUCUUCUACGAGCCCACAGCCGUGGACUACCCUUACAACCCCGCCUUCGAUUGGAGUACAUGGGCAAGUUGGAACCGUGAGCGCGCAUAUACAACGCGUCGAGCAUAUAAUUACAUCCAUCCCGUCGCCACAUACUGGUCGCUCUACCGCGUAGCGAGGGACUAUCCCGAGCAGGAGCUUCGUUCCUCUUGGGAAUGGUACCUCAACCGCGCAUUCAACACAACGCAGUACUGUCUCUCUGACCACGCAGAAAAUUGCGACUACGGGCUCGUGGGACUCAUGGGCGAAUGGGUCCUUGGCGAACUCCUUCUCGAUCUCCAACGCGAGAACAUGACUGCGCAAGCCUCCACGUUAGAAGAGAGCAUGCGAUACCGCGCAGAACUAUGGGACACCCAAGCCGUGCCGUUUGGAAGCGAAAUGGCAUGGGAUAGUACGGGUCAAGAAGGCGUUUACUUCUGGACGCGCUACUUCAACCUCCCAGAAACAUUCACAAAAGCCCUCAACAGCGUGCUAGCAUACACGCCUACAGUAGCGCAUUGGGGGUGGAACGGCAAUGCGCGACGGUACUGGGAUUUUGUAUACGGUGCGAAGAUCCAGCAGAUUGAGCGGCAGAUUCAUCAUUAUGGAUCCGGGUUGAACUCGUUACCUCUUUUACACGCCUAUGAGCAUGGUCCGACGGGUAAUCUGUAUACCCUGCGCGUCGGGUACGGCGCUAAUACUGCGCCGUUGACGAAUAUCGAUCAAGAUGGGUUUGCAUCUGCCGCUUUUCAUAGUUAUCCCGAGAUGCUGAAAUGGGAUCCGUACUCUGGGGACUACGGGCCUGGGUUCUUGGGUCUGGCACUCGGGCAGACGACCUAUAUCGUCAGUGAUGAGCGAUAUGGGGAUUUGGUCUUCGGCGGGGAUGUCGUGGCAUCGAAUGGGUCUGCGAUAACGGUGACGCCACGUGAUGCAGUGAGAAGACGGGUGUUCAUCGCUGCAGUCGAGCUGAAGAUUGAGAUCAGCGCUGGUGCACUUCAGACCGUUGUCUAUGACAAGCAGGAGCAGAGUGUUUUGCUCGAUAUUGCGGAUGCGGUGGUGGAUGAUGCUCUGAAAGCAAAAAGUACCGUCGUCUGGCUUUCCCGACCUGGACAAGAUGCGAUUGGGUAUCAGGUCAAGGACGGUAAACUUCAGCGAGGAGGAUGGACGGUGGAUCUCCCGGAUGGGAAUGCGGUUGUCAGUAUCGCGAGAACAUGA
Molecule: messenger RNA, 2774 nt
Organism: Periconia digitata
Lineage: Eukaryota; Fungi; Ascomycota; Dothideomycetes; Pleosporales; Periconiaceae
Source: the annotation of a GenBank genome assembly